AUGGUUAUUGAGAAAAAGAGUGCAAAUGUUGCUGAGAAAUCCGAAACUGAAUUAGAAGAUACGGUCAGAAGAAUCGUGAGCUGGCUCGUCCUAAGUGCCUUCAACAUUCUGGCUUACGUCUCCUCACGAGACGGCUUCAUGGAAACUCCCUCAGUAUGCAAGAAUUUCGAUGAAGAAAGUUGGUCUUGGUGGCUUCCACAACAAGACUCACUGACUUACUACGAUAAGUUGAUCAGCAUCUUGAUUUGCCGGCAUCUAUUUUGGGUGCAGUUCUGUUUCGCUGCCUUCAUGAUUAUCGUCGUCAAGUACUUGAUAGUCUCUGCUUUACCAGAUACAAAGCAGACAAAGCGAGUGACUUUUAAUGUUCUCGUCCUCGGUACUGUUUGCGGUUUCCACGGUAAGCUUUGGGUGGAGAUAUUGGGUGGAAACGGCAGACUCUGGCUCUUCGUUUGGGCAACGUUUUGUGUUUUUCAAUUCGUUCCAUUGGCUUUUCGUGGUCUAACUAUAGAUGUUAUUGAGAAAAAGAGUGCAAAUGUUGCUGAGAAAUCCGAAGCCGAAUUAGAAGAUACGGUCACAAGAAUCGUGACCUGGCUCGUCCUAAGUGCCUUCCACAUUCUGGCUUACGUCUUCUCACGAAACGGCUUCAUGGAAGCUCCCUCAAUGUGCAAGAAUUUCUAUGAAGCAAGUUGGUCUUGGUGGCUUCCAAGACAAGAUUCACUGGCAUACUACGAUAAGUUGAUCACCAUCUUCAUGUGCCGGCAUCUAUUUUGGGUGCAGUUUUGUUUCGCUGUCUUCAUGAUUUUCGCCGUCAAGUACUUGAUAGUCUCCUGCUUUACCAGAUACAAAGCAGACAGAGCGAGUGACUUGUAA
Messenger RNA from Microthlaspi erraticum, 870 nucleotides. The record is from the annotation of a GenBank genome assembly. NCBI's taxonomy places the organism in Eukaryota, Viridiplantae, Streptophyta, Magnoliopsida, Brassicales, Brassicaceae.